Molecule: messenger RNA, 1094 nt
Organism: Styela clava
Lineage: Eukaryota; Metazoa; Chordata; Ascidiacea; Stolidobranchia; Styelidae
Source: RefSeq, a predicted model, not a curated record
GUUCGUGGCAGGAGCUGCCAUGAAGUGGUAAGAACUGCGCCUCAACAUUGCAGCGCGGGGUACGAGGCAUUGCAGAUAUUUUACAGCUGUUAAACUCGGAAAUUGCCAUGCUGAGCCGGUUUACCACGAUAUUUGUCAGAAAACUGGUAACAAAAGCUGGAGUUGUUGCUCCAUUGAGCAAUCGAGUCUUCUUGUUCAACUACUUCGAAAAACCUCCUCUUGAAGAAAAGGAGUUUGUCAAGAAUUGGACAGAAACAUCAAAAUAUGUUCAGGCCAGAGACCACUUCAUCUCCCUGCACCUGCACAAUUCAAAAGGACCAAACACUAGAUUUGAGUGGGUUAAUUUCGUCGUAUGCGAUUCUGAUGACAUCUGUAUAUUUGGGAAGCCUGAUCCUCAGUGGCUUGAGAGAAUGAAAGAAGGAGCUAAGCUUGGUUUGACUCCUAAGCCAGGGCAAUACAGUGAAGUAGCAUCAUACAAUGGCAAUCCUCUUGACACAGAACCAAAAGAAAGAUCUGAGACUGCAAGAUUUCUGAUCACUGGUGUGACAGCUGAUGAAUCCAUCUCUGCUGAAGACAUGGAAUCGAACUGGAAAGAUUGGAUGAAAACAGAUUUUAUUCAUCAACAGUUGAAGGGAAACAAUAACUUGAAGGAUUCUAUGCUGUAUAAGCUGGUUCGCAGUCCUGUGCCAUACUUUCGUUACACAGUUCGAACAGAAUUAUCUCAGAUGGAUGAGAAGGAAGGAUAUGCACUGGCGGAUCUAGUCAAUCAGCAAAAAUGUUGUGAUGGAGUCGAAACCUUUACUGGAUUUUACAGCAUUUUUACCAACAUGUUUUAUAAAAAGGAAUAAUGUUUGAAUAGUCAAUGCUCCUGAAACAAAUAACUUGCUACCUAAGUGGGCUUAAGGCUGUGGUUAAGAUUAAGAUGCCUCAUCGUCUAUCCUCUCCCCCGAGAUAGAUAUGUUACUCUUAUUCUAAUCUAGCAAUGUAAACUUGUAACUUGUAAUCUAAACUUUGCAAUUUUAGUGUAGUUUGUAGUAAGCUUUGCUGGAAGAUUCUGAUAUUAACUGGGAUCAACUGAGGGCAUAUUUUUUAUA